GUAUAGUGUGACACACGGAUCUUUUUGAUUGUGUUUGAUUUUUCGAGGGAUCUCAAAGAGUCAGCACGUUCGACGAAAAUGAUCCUAUAUUAUGUCAUAUUGGUGGUUCUCAGUUGGCCACAAAUAAGAUGCACAGAGGACGCCAACUUGGAAAGUGAUGAGAUUUUCGAUCAAAUCGCAACUGCAUCGGAGAAUACAAUAGAGGCUAUAAAACAUUCGAGCACGAAUUCGAAAAAUCCUCAAGAGCAAGAUUCGAGCAUAUCGUCGUCAGAAAGCGCAACGGUACAUUAUGAAAAUUCUAAUGGUUUCGUGCCUAUCGUGCCGUCUGUUUCUCCAUCAUAUAACGAUCCUGAUUCGUACGACUCAUCGUCAGAGAUCGACGAUUCUGAGCAGCAGGAGAACGAGUCUGAAGAGAGCAACGCGAGGAAUGUCGUAAGUGCUCAAGACAGCUCGGAGAUGGCGAAAAAAUUUGAGGAAGACUUAGCGUAUUCCUCGGAAGCGAGGAUUUUCUUGAAUUAUCCUGGAUCGUUGACGAAUCGUAGGUCUUUCGAUUUCCAGGAAGGGCGGACGAAUGAAUUCGAGUUGCUGAAGAUCAACAAUGACACUCCCGCGGUGGCCAAUUACCAGGAAUUUUACGAGAAUGUACGCAGCACGGUGAACACCGAGACUGACAGCGACCCUAACACGUCUUCUUCGGAGAGCUCGAACGAAGGAAGAGGGAAUAAAAUCAGGAACUAUGCCCACAAUUACGGUCAGCAGUCGCAGCAAAUUAAUGAUGAAGAUUCUUACGCGCAAUAUUCGUAUGACGCGCAAGAUACGAAGAAAAUUACGCACGAGCAGGAGAAAGUUACUGAUAAUUAUCGCCAGCAAGUUGCCGCGAAUUACGAUGGUCACGGACAAAAUGCAGCGACGGUCUCAUCUUCAUCAAGGACGAAUUAUCAAGUUAAUGAACUCGCUCAUAGCGGAACUUACGAUAAUGUGCCGCAAUUGUCCAGGACACAUUAUAGAUUUAAGCCGGUCGUGGUUACUGAGGCGAACAAUCAUAAAACGGACAUGAAAUUUGAUAAUCAUCUGCUUAAUAGCGCCCCGGACACAACCUUGGAGUCUUCUAGCUCGGAGAUGUCAAAUCGCUACCAAGUUUAUAAUGACAACAGGCAACGUAGUUAUCAUCGCACGGAAGACUCUAAGAAUCUCUCGGACGAAAGUACAGAUUAUUCCGAGUACAUCGAGCGACCGAGAGUGCAGAAGACUCGAAGACGUCCGUCGUAUAGUGAUUCUUCUAGGAAACUUCCGAAAGAACAUCGCGGCACAAUGAACGACAGUACGGAAGAAGACAAGCAGAAAUACAACUCCUCGAAAAUAAGAUCACACCGAUAUAAAGUGAAGGCGAAUCCAUGGCUCAAUGAUCCUAGUAUAAAUCACGAUGAGAGCGUCGAGGACGUUAAAUACGGUUCCAGAGGCAGUAAUACAGAAACAAAAAGCUCCAAAGCACAAAAUAGCUCUAGAUCAAAAAUCAAUUCAUGGAAUCAGAUCUCUCCGAGUGUCGAGGUUUCUCGCUCAAACGGAGUCGAAUUGAAUCAGGUUGAAAAGCCAAAGUUCUUGAUUAAUUUCGUACCUGUAGCGAACUUCGAUCACGCAACCGCGUUAGGUAAUAGUCAAGGUUUUGACAUGUCCAAUGCAGUUUUGCAAAACGUUGCCACUGUCGCACCAAUCGGAGCGUUUAGCACGACUACUCCUCUUCUAAAUACUCCUCAGCCUGUUAUUGCUCAGAAUUUUGCUCAAUUAUCGAAGAAUUUGGUAAACUUGCAGAAUUUGGUUUCCACGCCGAUACCUGAUAUUAUCGUCGGUCAGAAUACUUUCCAAAAUCCUGUGCAGGUUUUUCUUCCUCAUCCAAAUGAACAAAACAAGAAUCUGAGGGGCUAUUUGCCAAGUACCAUGACACCGGUGUUUGCCCUAACAUCCAGCCUGAGCCCAGCAUUGCAGAAUAUACGAGUUCAGAAUGUGCAGAGUAACAACGUAACGCCGCGAACGACGUUUACUAUAACGCCGGCUCCUACCCAACUGAUAGUACCGCAACCGACUCUUCAAACAUACCCGAAUUUUCUGCAAACGCCGCUUCAGACAACUCAGAUACAUGUAAAUCCUCAUGGAUUGCAAGGUCAACAUUUUUUACAUCAUGGUAAUUUACAGAUACAAAAUUCGCCGACGACACCCACGCUGCUGCCUAGUCAGACAAUGCCCGAAAGCAGGAUCGUGGAAUCGCAGAAUAAGAAGAACGCGUUCUCUGCUUCUGGCACAAAUUUUGUAGCCUCCGCGAAUCUAGCCGUUGGUCAAAACGAACAGAAGCAACCGACUAACGUCAAUUCCUACUAUCUGCAGAAUCCGAAUACGCAGCAGAUUGUGAAACCUCAAGAAAUAGUGCCGAAUAUAUUGCAACCUGGUGCGACUUUAAACGGUAUAACCAUAAACACUCAACAGCUGAUUCCUCAACAAAAUGCUUCAUUAAAUAAAAAUUUGAUAAAAAAUCAUAGACUAGGCAGCAUCACACUGCAGGCUAUCGAUAACACGGCUAGUCAUUCGAGCAAUAUUAACAACGUGAAUGCGCUUGAGCCAUCAUCAGGGAACGCGCAUCUUCCGAACGUGGGUACUAAAAACGUCGAAAUCGUAAAUCCCAACAUUAAACCAAGUCAAACUGACACGACAUUCCAGACGAUGAACUAUCCGACUACUGUUCUGACGACGCCUAUUCCAAUUUUCAGUACGAUCGCUCCACAGACUGUUAAUUUUCCAAAUUACGUGAAUUCGUUGACAGAGAAUAAAGCUAAGCAAGUAGGCACGUUCCAGAAUCAGGAACCGAUGUUUAAUCCUAUUAAUUUUGUCCCGAACGUUGACAUCAUUAAAGAUCAGAAUGCUCUCAAUAAUAAACCGAUUCACGAACCUAUUCAGCAAGGUUUGAACUUGGUGCCCGUCGUGCCCGGAGGUAACUUCUUCAAACCGUCACUCGCGGCGCAAAGCGAAUUAAUUGUAAAGCCGAAGCUGACCUCGGAUUUGCAAAAGUAUGCUGAGGAGAUGUUUAAAGAAUCUCUAAAGACGAUGUACAAUUCACAGAAAUGGAAUAAUGAUAGAAAACCUCAGGAAAACGGUCAAAAUGAUUCCGAAGCGAGUGACUUGGCAAAGCUGAGACUCGAAAUGCAGAAAUUAAGAGCUUCCUUGAAGGAGUCAAAAUAUAAAGACACUCUCGAGGCGCAUCAGAGUAUGCAUAAUGUGCGCACGACUAAUGCGCCAAAAUCUUCGAAUAAAAAGAAACCAGAUCCGUUGCUAACGACCUUGGAACAUUUGCUGAAAACUCGACCUCAUGGACCGAUACAUAUUUAUCAUGGCCUUGUUAAACCAGAUCAGAAACGUAAACCGGAAGAUUCGACCUUCGAUUUUGAUAACUUCAAAGAUGAGAGUCAUAUAAGGGAAUUUCUCACGCCACCAAAAUCGAAACCUUCGCAUUCGACAAGUCCUUUUCACGACAAGCCGAAGAAACGACCAGGAUCCAUGAGGUUUAAAAAUAAUCCGAGAAGACCGGCAAGACCGAGCAAUUUGCAACAUAAAUACGGCGGUCUACAAUCGUCCUCUAGCGAUAUACAUUUAUAUGUUGAUCCAGAUACAUUCAACUAUGAUUCUAAGCAUCAACCGUCCUUUGAUAGAUACACAGCAUUCACUACAGCGUCACCAGAAAUUGAUAAAAUGCUGAGAGAAUUCAAGUCGAAUAACAAGAAUUAUGAUAUUAAUCAUCCCAGAAUGCAUAAUUUGCUCGGUUUAUUGAUGAAGAAUAAACAAUUACCUACCAGAAGCCCACAAAAUUAUUUUCGCGACAAGGAUCAGGUGAGAGAAUAUUUCGAGAAUGAAAAGCAUCGGCUGCAGCAGCAGUUUUAUAACGACGCCCUAAAGGAUUACAUGAAUGAGAGGUCCGACGUCGCGUCGCCAUCGGAUUCGAUUAUCAAUAAGACAGUUUAUUCGGGGAUUGGCACCGCAUAA
Molecule: messenger RNA, 4026 nt
Organism: Camponotus floridanus (Florida carpenter ant)
Lineage: Eukaryota; Metazoa; Arthropoda; Insecta; Hymenoptera; Formicidae
Product: protein PF14_0175-like
Exons: 4
Coding region: 79-4026 (1315 amino acids)
Source: RefSeq, a predicted model, not a curated record